Messenger RNA from Rubroshorea leprosula, 1428 nucleotides. NCBI's taxonomy places the organism in Eukaryota, Viridiplantae, Streptophyta, Magnoliopsida, Malvales, Dipterocarpaceae. The record is from the annotation of a GenBank genome assembly.
ACGGUUCCCUCCAUCUGCCUCCUCGCCUUCCUAGGGUUUUUCUUCCGACUCAACUGCACGACAGCUUUCGGAGGUUAAAGAGACGGCGUUGUUCGGCUGUCCGCCUUGACUGAGCUCCGGCGUCGUCUUGGCCCUCGAUUUUGUUUCUCUUUGUUUGUAGAUUUGUUGUAGACUUUUAGUGUCAGAAAUGGCAUCGAAACCAUCCAAGGCCGAUAAGAAGAUCGCCUAUGAUGCUAAGCUGUGCCAGCUUUUGGACGACUUCAGCCAGAUCCUGAUUGUGGCUGCCGACAACGUGGGGUCGAACCAGCUUCAGAGCAUCAGGAGGGGUCUUCGUGGUGACUCUAUUGUUCUUAUGGGCAAGAACACCAUGAUGAAGAGGUCUAUUCGGAUGCACGCUGAGAAGACUGGAAACCAGGCUUUCCUCAACCUCAUUCCCCUGCUCCAGGGCAACGUGGGGUUGAUCUUCACUAAGGGUGAUUUGAAGGAAGUCAGUGAGGAGGUUGCUAAGUACAAGGUUGGAGCUCCAGCACGUGUUGGAUUGGUUGCACCCAUUGAUGUGGUCGUCCCUCCUGGCAACACUGGGCUUGACCCAUCACAGACCUCUUUCUUCCAGGUGCUCAACAUUCCAACCAAGAUUAACAAGGGUACUGUCGAAAUUAUCACCCCUGUUGAGCUUAUUAGGAAGGGUGACAAGGUUGGAUCUUCUGAGGCUGCUCUACUUUCAAAACUUGGGAUUAGGCCAUUCUCCUAUGGUCUUAUUGUCCUCUCUGUUUAUGACAACGGAUCAGUUUUCAGCCCAGAGGUUCUUGAUCUGACAGAAGAUGACCUCAUUGAGAAGUUUGCUACUGGUGUCUCCAUGGUCACCUCCUUGUCUCUGGCCAUCUCAUACCCAACCCUUGCUGCUGCACCGCACAUGUUCAUCAAUGCCUACAAGAAUGUCCUAGCAAUUGCAGUCGCAACUGAGUACUCCUUCCCUCAGGCUGACGAAGUGAAGGAAUACUUGAAGGACCCAAGCAAGUUUGCCGUAGCUGUUGCAGCUGUUGCUACUGAUGCUGGCUCUGCCCCGGCUGCUGCUGCGGCUGCACCAAAAGAGGAGGAGAAGAAAGAGGAACCUGCUGAGGAGUCUGAUGAUGAUAUGGGUUUCAGUUUGUUUGAUUAAGGUUGAUGUUUGCUAUCAAGAGCUUGGGAGAUUGAGACAUAAUUUGAAGUUUCUCUUGGAUAUUUCUUUUUAGUUUGCUUUUUAUGAUCAGUUAUUAUACAAUUUGAGAUGAAGAAUUCACUAGUUUUUAUUGUUCAUCAAUUUGGGCGUAAGAGUUUUAUAUUUUUAGUUUUCCAAAUAAUUAUGUGUUGUUAUAUCUAUUGAACUGAAGUUAGCUGGUGCUAGAGUUUGAUUCUUGCCUGAUUUCGAUCUAGAAUCUGUUGAUUUUG